AUGUUGCUCACGAAGGCUACGGUCCUGACGUGGAGUUUAUUCUCUGCACUCUCGUCGGCGCGGCCGUAUACACCACUGUCGGUUACCGAUGACGCCAGCUCAUUGAUUGAGGGGCAAUCCUGGCCUCAUCAGUGGUUCUCCUACGAACUGGACGACAGCGAGGACUUUGACCUGCCCACUUUCGAGGCCGUGGAGGACGUCAACGCCCCUACCACCACCCGACCCACUCCCACCAACGGGACCCUGGUCACCCGGACCAACGUGAAAGCCUGCCAGAAUACCCUGGCACACGGGUUUUCCUGCUCGUCCAUCAGCGUCGCGGCCAUGAUCGCGGCGCAGUUGGCGGCCCAGAUUUACACUGCGUCCCGCCAACAUGACUGUGGCACUCACUCAGGCACCAUCGACGGUUGGCACUACGAGUACCACGCCACCGGCCGUCACUGCGACACCACGGCCGAGCAGAAGACCAUCGAGGGCGCCAUCUACAAGUACCUGAAAAGCGUCGAACAUGGUACCGUCUGUGGCACCCAGUGCAUCAAGCUGACCCAUGGAGGCACCUGGGAGGGAUACUUGAAGUUCGGCAGGGCGGGAGACUUUGAUCGGUCCGCGUACUGUGGGCCCAACCUAGAGUUUAGCAAUUGUGGAUCUGGCGGCAAGAAUGAUGUUCCUUGA
This is a messenger RNA of Aspergillus bombycis, 672 nucleotides long. RefSeq lists its product as uncharacterized. Bases 1 to 672 code for a protein of 223 amino acids. The transcript has a single exon. The record is from RefSeq and is a predicted model, not a curated record. Lineage: Eukaryota; Fungi; Ascomycota; Eurotiomycetes; Eurotiales; Aspergillaceae.